Notodromas monacha is the source of this 663-nucleotide messenger RNA. The record is from the annotation of a GenBank genome assembly. Lineage: Eukaryota; Metazoa; Arthropoda; Ostracoda; Podocopida; Cyprididae.
AUGACGGAAACCAGGACUUUGCUCACUUUGAUAUGGGUCGUAAUUCGAGUGAUGAUAGUGAUGAUUCGCGCUCGAGGAGAUCCAAAGAUAAAUACGGACGAAUGCGACCGAAGCACAAGUCCAGUCGACGAAGUCGUGAAGGUUCCAAGGCCAGAGCAGAAAAAAAAUCAUUUUGAAAUUUUAGCCGAUGAUGACUAUAGUGGCAAACGGAGAGAAAGAUCCAGCAAAAAAUCGUCGCAUCGAAGUAGAAAGCGAGACUCUUCUUCUUCAGCGUCGCCUCCCCGCGCGAAAGUGAAAAACGAGUCGAAAGAGCCAGAGAAACGACCUGCCUUCACAGUCAUCAAGCUCGAAGGGAAGAAACCCUCUUCGGACGCUGUGCGGCAAGUUGAAAGUGACGGCUUUACCCCGCGGGCAUUCGUUUCCUCGAGAACUAGUCGAGCCGUCAUAACCAUCGACGACGACCCGGAUGAGAUGUUUCAAACUAGAACGAAAGUCGAGGAAAUCUCAAAGGUGAAGGAGGAGGAGAAGAAGGAAACCGAGUGUGAUCCCGAAGGCAUUGUUCAUCCUAAUUUGUUCGGAAAUCAAGCCGAAAGAGACGCACGCUGGAAAAAACGUCUAGUCGUUCUGCGACAACGACUUUGCGGAGACAACUCGCAUUCAUGA